Molecule: messenger RNA, 831 nt
Organism: Aspergillus wentii DTO 134E9
Lineage: Eukaryota; Fungi; Ascomycota; Eurotiomycetes; Eurotiales; Aspergillaceae
Product: class I SAM-dependent methyltransferase
Exons: 3
Coding region: 1-831 (276 amino acids)
Source: RefSeq, a predicted model, not a curated record
AUGACAUCCAAUAACCAGCAGUCUGAGAAUCCAUGGACUCCGGAGGCCUACUCAGCCUCUGCGUCGUUCGUGCCCCAAUUAACCCAGACUCUCCUCAAAUACCUCGACCCCCAACCAACAGACAAAGUCCUAGACAUUGGCUGCGGUGAUGGCAUCUUCACGGGAAACUUCCUGCCUGCCGUACAGUCAGUGCUGGGGAUUGACUCAUCACCUGCGAUGAUUGAGGCAGCCACAAGGGAUUAUGGCGGGCCCAAAGCAGAGUUUCGUAUUGUGGAUUGCCGCUUUUUGGGACAAGAGACGGCUAUUGCCGAUGGAACUUGGGAUAAGGUUAUAUCUAAUGCAGCAUUGCACUGGAUUCUGCGGGAUGAGUCCACGCGCAUGUCCACCCUUCGUGGUAUAUACAGCAGCGUCAAGCCCGGUGGAACGUAUGUUUUUGAGAUGGGUGGUCACGGAUGUAUAGCAGAAGUGAUGACGGCUGUGUUCUAUGCGCUUGUGUACCAAGGUGUUUCGCCGGAGAAGGUUAGAGAGGCAAAUCCAUGGUUCUUCCCUUCCGACGUGUGGAUGAAGGAUGCCUUGGAAAAAGUCGGCUUCCAGGUCGAUAAAAUCGAAACAGAAUAUCGACCCACCAAAUUAACUGCUGGUGCUGGCGGGGGACUGGCAGGAUGGGUCAGACUCAUGGGUUCGCAGUUGCUCGGCGUGCUACCUCCGGAGAAACGGGAGGCAGCGAUUGAGCAGAUCUGUGAUGUGCUCCAGACCGCCGUCACCAGAAUUGAAGAUGGUAGCCAAUGGUUGGGAUAUGUCCGGUUGAGAGGAAUUGCGAAAAGGGUCUAA